GAUUGGCUACCGCGUCUCCCUAACAAUGCAAUGUAUUCCCUUUCGAGCAGCUCUUGCUCCCUCUUUUUUCUAGGUUUUGCUCUUCUGCUCUUCUUCGUCAAGAAUCUGCCUUCAUCUCUACAAAAUUACGUGCAACAGACGCCUGAAUCUCUGCUUGAUAUAACUGUCAAGGAUAUAAAUGAUGCUGAUGUAAGGCUGAGCACUUACAGUGGAAAGGUUCUUCUUAUUGUAAACGUUGCCUCCAAAUGUGCCCUGACACAUCAAAACUACAUCGAAAUGAAUAUCCUGUAUGAGAAACACAGAGAUAAAGGAUUUGAGAUUCUGGCAUUUCCUUGCAACCAAUUUUUAAGUCAAGAACCUGGAAGCAAUGAGGAAAUUCAGGAGGUUGCCUGUACUAAAUUCAAAGCUGAGUUCCCCAUUUUUGAUAAGAUUGAAGUCAAUGGACGGAAUGCUGCACCCCUGUACAAGUUUCUGAAGUCCAACAAAGGUGGCUUCUUUGGAAAUGGCAUCAAGUGGAACUUCACCAAGUUUCUUGUUGAUAAACAAGGCAAGGUUGUGCGGCGAUAUGCGCCGACGACGUCCCCCAUGAAAAUUGAGGAAGACAUACAGAAGCUGUUAUCUGUUUCAUGACUUAUGGUUUGCAUUCCAGGCUUUGCUCAUCCGGUGUUCUUGACAUGGUGCGGCAAGGUUGGCUUUUUAUCUCUAUGAAGUGUUUAUUGUCAAAACUGGAAUAAUGAUUUGGAUUAACUAUUUAUUAAACCAGCUUAUAUUAGCAAAUCACUUAAAUUGCUGUUAUAUUAAGUUAAACUUUCCUUUUUAGCAUGAUAUUUAAGCUGAAAGGUUAUGAAAACUGGACAAUGAACAGAGAGAUAGGUUCAAGUUUCAUGAUACCAGUGGAGUUGAAUUGAAUGAUGUAAUAUAUAUUAAAAUUACUUUAAUAUGAUUUAGAUGAUGUAAUAAUGAUAUUUUUUACAAUUCUAAUGUAGGAUAUUUGCGCCUAAGUGAGCUUCCCCUUUCUGCUGCAUUUGUGUACAUGUGAA
Phalaenopsis equestris is the source of this 1040-nucleotide messenger RNA. RefSeq names its product probable phospholipid hydroperoxide glutathione peroxidase. Gene Ontology annotation, molecular function: glutathione peroxidase activity. The coding region runs from base 31 to 630 and encodes 199 amino acids. NCBI's taxonomy places the organism in Eukaryota, Viridiplantae, Streptophyta, Magnoliopsida, Asparagales, Orchidaceae. The transcript is spliced from 6 exons. Gene Ontology annotation, biological process: response to oxidative stress. The record is from RefSeq and is a predicted model, not a curated record. Gene Ontology annotation, cellular component: cytosol.